Messenger RNA from Stegastes partitus (bicolor damselfish), 1288 nucleotides. RefSeq names its product crystallin, beta B1, like 2 (gene crybb1l2). The record is from RefSeq and is a predicted model, not a curated record. Gene Ontology annotation, biological process: visual perception; lens development in camera-type eye. Bases 40 to 702 code for a protein of 220 amino acids. Lineage: Eukaryota; Metazoa; Chordata; Actinopteri; Pomacentridae. The transcript is spliced from 6 exons. Gene Ontology annotation, molecular function: structural constituent of eye lens.
CCAGCUGGAAGCAUGAGGUGAAAAUGUCAGAUCAUCAUCAUGUCUGCUGGAGGAGAGAAAUCCAAGACUGCUUCCCAGACUGAUGGGAAGGCAGCUCAGAACAAGAUGUCUGAGAUGGGCAUGAUGUCCUACAAGAUGUGUGUGUUCGAUCAGGAGAACUUCCAGGGUCGCAUGAUCGAGAUCACCAACGAGUGCAUGAACGUGUGCGACAUGGGGAUGGACAAGGUGCGCUCCCUGCGUGUCGACUGUGGGCCUUUCGUGGGCUUCGAGCAGAUGAACUUCUGUGGUGAGAUGUUCAUCCUGGAGAAGGGCGAGUAUCCCCGUUGGGACUCCUGGAGCAACUGUCAGAAGAACGACUACCUGCUGUCCUUCAGGCCUGUGCGCAUGGACCCUGAGAAGCACAAGAUCUGCCUGUUUGAGGUCGGAGAGUUCAAGGGACGCAAGAUGGAGAUCAUGGACGACGACGUUCCCAGCCUGUUUUCUUAUGGAUUCACCGACAGGGUGGGCAGCAUCAUGGUCAGCUGUGGAACUUGGGUGGGUUACCAGUUCCCCGGCUACCGUGGCAGCCAGUUCCUGCUGGAGAAGGGCGAGUUCAGGCAUUUCAAUGAGUUCGGCGCCCGCUGCCCCCAGAUGCAGUCCAUCAGGCGCAUCCGCGACAUGCAGUGGCACCCACACGGCUGCUACACCAUGAGCUCCAAGUGAAGCCCGGCGAGGGCGAGGAAGAGAGGGACCGGAGGAGAGGCGGAGGCCGAGGGCGGACGAAGAGAUGGAGGAGGGAGGGCGAGGAAGGAGAGGAAGAGGGUUUAAUAUCCCCUCCUCUGUCCCAAAACCUCUUGGUGGCUUGAGUGCAGGAUGGAGGGAGUACAGAAGGUUAUUUAUAGAGUAGUGGCCAAUGAAAAGUUAUGCAAAGUUUGAGGAGGAUAAUAACCUCCGAGACCGCACCUGAUAAUAAACGCUCUCUCCAUUUUUGUUCUUCCUCUCUCAACGUCUCCGUUCGUCAGCUCCCGGCGCUUGCUCUCCUCUCUCUCCUCCCCUCCCUCCCUGUCUCCCCCUCACAUGCUUCUCCUCCACAUCUCGCCAACGUCAGCCCUCACUCAACCCAUCAGAGCCUGACUGAAGGGGGGGAGGAAGAGGGCGUACCGGUGUGGAUUUUUUGUUUUGUUUGUGUGACGAGGGAACUGAGACAGAGAGAAAAAAACCGCAACAAGACAAACAGUGGUUGAUUCUUUGUGCUCAGAUCCUGCAGCCUCAUCAACCCUAAACCCCAAUAAAAGCAUCUCACAUCCUG